Molecule: messenger RNA, 2556 nt
Organism: Ictalurus punctatus (channel catfish)
Lineage: Eukaryota; Metazoa; Chordata; Actinopteri; Siluriformes; Ictaluridae
Gene: gpr35b
Product: G-protein coupled receptor 35 b
Exons: 2
Coding region: 199-1086 (295 amino acids)
Biological process (GO): positive regulation of Rho protein signal transduction; phospholipase C-activating G protein-coupled receptor signaling pathway
Cellular component (GO): membrane
Molecular function (GO): G protein-coupled receptor activity
Source: RefSeq, a predicted model, not a curated record
AAAAACCACAAAGCCAUAUCUACACUGACGGAAACGUUACCACAAAGUAACGGAAAGUUUUUGUUUGUUUUAAAUGGAAGGUUAGCUGUCUGUAUUACCCAUAUUCAUUUACACAAUGUUUCCAUUUUGAUCCUGUGGGGUGUUUCAAAACUGUUCUGUAGUUCUAAGCUGUGAGAAAAGCAGAGUCAGCCGUGCACAAUGGCGAUGGUGUUUAACUGCAGUUUGGUACCGAAUGGGCCUGAAGCGGGACUUAUUAUUUUCCAGCGUGUGGCCUACACACCUGUGUUCAUUUUAGGCAUCAUCCUUAAUGCCUCAGCCUUGCGGUGCUUCAUUGGUAUCCCCCAGUGGACAGACACUCACAUCUACAUGCUUAACCUCCUGCUUGCAGACCUCAUGCUGACCCUUUUCCUGCCCUUUCGCAUAUUCGAAACCUACUGCCCUAUGAAGCCGAUGCCUCUCUGUACAUUCCUGAUAUGUGUCCAUUACAUCAACAUGUAUGCUAGCAUCUUUAUCAUCACAGCCAUAAGCAUCCAUCGUUAUGUGGCCAUCAGGUUCCCUAUGCAGAACAAAACCUCACAUGCAUCAGAGGUCAGGAGAAGGAGGAUAACGAGUGGGAUAUGUGCUUUAAUCUGGGUCAUAGUCAUAACACUCAGCACAACAUUCAGGAAAGAUAUGUAUCCAGACCGGCUAGCGACAUGCUAUGAGCUCAAAGAACCUGAUAAGAUAAGCCUUAGCUUCUUAUUGGUUCUGGAGAUUCUUGGGUAUCUUCUGCCGAUAGUCACCAUCAUGACUUGUUCAGCUCAUGUAGUCUGGACUGUGCUAAAGUCAUUAAAGGACAUCCAUCAGCACACAGAGGAGGAAAUUAUCGACCAAAGGAAACGGGUCGUGGCUAUAAUCACAGCAAACAUGAUUGUUUUCAUUGUGUGCUUUACCCCGAUCCAUGUUUAUCAUUUGCUGAGACACAUUUCUGUGAAAAAAAGUCAUAUCAUUCAUGAUGUCUCUGAGUGGUUAGCAACAACAAAUUGCUGCCUGGAUUCUGUGGGAUAUUACUUUUUGUUGAAAAAAGCUUACAGAGACAAGAUGUAGCAUGAGCUGGAUAAUAAUAAUAAUAAUAAUAAUAAUAAUAAUAAUAAUAAUAAUAAUAGGUGUAAUAAUAGGGUUUCUUCAUAUAAAUCUAUAAUGGACUUUUUCACACUAACUGUUGUUACCCAGAUGAGGAUGGGUUCCCUUCUGAGUUGGGUUCCUCUCAAGGUUUCUUCCUCUUAAAACAUCUUAGGGAGUUUUUCCUUGCCACCGUCGCCACUCAGUGGCUUGCUCAGUUGGGAUAAAUUCACACCUUUAAUAUCUGUAUACCAUGUUGAUAUUUCUGUAAAGCUGCUUUGAGACAAUGUCUAUUGUAAAAAGCGCUAUACAAAUAAAAUUGAAUUGAAUUGAGUGUAAUGUGUGUUGAACUUUUGGUAUAAGUCAGGACUCUAGCAGGUGAAUUUUGGGGUAUAUUUAGGGUAUUUUACUAGUAAUGCCCAAAAAGAGUGAAUCACAGUAAUCUAAGCAUGAGAUGAUGAAUGCGUGAACCAGGUUUUCAGUUUUCAGUUUCAAUCUAAGUAAGGGUUAAGGGUGGAUAAGGUUUCAGGAGAUGAUAAAAAAUAUUUUUUAAACAGAUAACACAGAAGGAAAUGACAAUUCAUGAGUAAUUCAUUAGGAAAUUCAUGAGUCUUUUAUCUGACAUUUAGUGGCACGUAUACUGUGCUAAUGGUACAAAUGUGAGGUCUAACAGAUGCAAAUCUAGUACUCACAUAGGGUACGUUUUAUGUGCUGCUUCUAAAUUAUUCAUUUGUGAUUAUGUGAGUAAUAUUUGAUGACAUUAUGUCAAUAUUUGAGUGUCACCAUGGUAUACCUGAAACAGCACAUGUGAACGCAAGUAAAGACUACAUGAACAAUUUUCUUCCCCUCUCUCGGCUGCUCCUGCUUUUUUUCAGGGACGUCACAGUGGAUCACCCGUCCGCACGUUGAUUGUAGUACAAGCUAUAUGCGGGAUUCCCUUCCUGGCACAACCCUCCCCAUUUUCCAUGCUUGGGACUGCCAUUGAGAGUGCACUGACACUGGUAGGUUCCCUGACCGGGAAUCGAACCUCAGAUAUAAAAAAAUAUAUAUCUGAAAAAUUAACGUGAAAAUAAGUGAAUAAUAUGUAAAUAAAAUCUUGUGUAAAAUAUAACCACAUGUCUUACACAUGAAAAGUGUACUAUAUAUGAAACAUGUCAAUUUUACAUCUGAAUCUCAUGAUUUUUCACCUGUGGAUUAGCAAUGGGUGUGACUGGAACGCUCAAUCAUUAAGAGGGGUGUCCACAUACCUUUGGCCCUAUAGUCUUAGGGCCAAAGGUCUUAGUCUUAUUUAAUGUUAAUAAACUUGAAGUUUUCUUUUCUGUUAACUUGAAAUUCAUUCAAUUCUUUUUAAAUGUUUGUAAUCUAAUAAAGACAUAACAUGUAAUUUAUAUAAUACAUUAAAUAAGCACUUAUCAAGGGAGGAAUAGUAUAAUACUUAAUAGAAUCAUUGGAUCA